GCCAUAAAAAACAAGCCAUACUUACCUGUUCUUACCUCAAUAACUCAGCGCACAGCUCAACCGCAGCAAUCUCUCUCUGUUUCUCUAACUCUCAGCCAUGCAUAGACAGUCUCUAGGGUCGCCGGUCUCCAAGCCUCACAUCCAUGACGGAGUAGUUCCUAAAGAAGAUUCUCGAGUAAGUGAACUCGUUUCCGCCUCUUCUUCACUCACCGACGACGAUCAAAGCAAGUCGGCGAAGCCUCGCCGCUUCUCGCUCUCACCGCCGCCUUCCUCAUUGUCAUCUCACUCCAAAUCUGAGAAUCUUGUUCACCUCAUUCCUCUUAUCACACUCGUCUGCUUUCUUGUCCUCUAUCUCUCCUCUCACUCUCCCUCUCAAUCAGAUUUGGCUCAGUUCAAUGGAUUCAAGCGGCUUUCAACGCAUAUAGAAUCCAGUGAAAUGGAAGAUGUCAGCCGAUUUGUUGAGCUGCGGAGAGGCGAUUUUUUGGCGAUUCGAAAUCUCAGAAACUUACAAGAAAUCGAAAAGCACCCUCCCAAAAAUCGCCCCCACCGGAAAAUCGCCUAUUUUUAAUGCACAUUUCCUGGUUCAUAGUCUAUCUCUUUGCUCUAAUUCAUCUCCUUCUUAGCACUCCGCACGUGCGCUUAUCUUAUGACAAUUUUGCACGUGCGAAAUAAAAUGAAUUCAUUUUUUUGUGAAACAAUUUCGCUCGAUGUAUGGCUCCUGUUGAACUGUUUUUUUUGUGUGGAUUUUACUA
Molecule: messenger RNA, 752 nt
Organism: Mangifera indica (mango)
Lineage: Eukaryota; Viridiplantae; Streptophyta; Magnoliopsida; Sapindales; Anacardiaceae
Exons: 3
Coding region: 98-568 (156 amino acids)
Source: RefSeq, a predicted model, not a curated record